This is a messenger RNA of Hyaloperonospora brassicae, 1416 nucleotides long. Lineage: Eukaryota; Oomycota; Peronosporomycetes; Peronosporales; Peronosporaceae. The record is from the annotation of a GenBank genome assembly.
AUGGCAAACGCGACGCUGGACAGUGACAGUGGUCCGCUGCCGACUGUAGCGGCUCUCGCGCUUGCGGCACAAGACGCUAAUGACGACAAGACGUUUGCACUCGUCGCAACUUGCUCUUUCGUGCUUUCCCUGGCGCGAGGACUGCGGCUACUGGGUCUCUACUUGGCCCAGAGUCGACGUCGACGCGAGUGUUUGCAGCUCUGUCCUGGUCGUUCUGGCCUUUCGCUGCCGCUCCCAGUCGUACUGUAUGCGAUCGAUGUGAGUGUCUUUGUGGUACUUUGGUACGCUGUGAGCAUUGGCAUGACGCUCUUUAACAAGUGGUUCUUGCGGGCCUGGGCCGGUGGUGGGUACCCCUUUGCGACGACCAUGGCGUGCAUCAAUAUGUUUGUCAAGUGUCUACUAUCGCGACUGAUGGAUCGCUGCUCCAGUGGCGGCUACACAAGGACUGGAAUGGCUAUGCCUUCGAGUGUGUACUGGAAACUUGCAGUGCCUAUUAGUGUCUGCACGGCCAUUGACGUUUUGCUGUCGAACGUGUCGCUGUUUUACAUUAUAGUGACCGUUUACACGAUUGCCAAGUCAGGAGGUAAUGUCUGGAACUUGCUCUUUUCGAUUUAUCUGGGCCACCAACGCCCGUCUUGGUCGCUGUUUGGAGUGAUCGUGCUGAUUUCAAGUGGCAUCGGACUUGCUAGCUACGGGUCGGCACAUUUUGUGCUCUACGGCUUUCUGUUGGUGUUGGCAACGUCAGUGAUCGGGACGUUGCGGUGGGUCCUGACUCAGUCGUUGCUCCAGUCGAUGGAGGACAGCACUAUCGGAGCGUCCGGGAAUAAGGUGCUUGCAGUGGUGUACUACGUGUCACCCGCGAGUGCUGUUUGUCUGCUUCCGAUUGCUCUGCUUACAGAGGGAAAGGACUGCAUGACGUCGCGCUUUCUGCUGGACUCGCAGCUGCUUGGGAUGUCGCUGAUUUUCAUCUUCAUCAGCGGAUGUCUAGCAUUCGUGCUGAUCUUCAUUGAGAUUUCGCUGGUCAAGAAGACAUCAGCGCUGUCACUAGGUAUCGCUGGCACCUUUGAAGACGCACGCACGCAAGUGCUACUCGCAGUCUCUAUUUUUGGCGAUCAGCUCGUUCGAGUCAAUGUGUUUGGCCUUGUCGUUGCCACGUGCGGUAUGCUUUUCUACACGUACAUCAAACACAGUACAGCGGAAGCAGCAGGCGGCGCAAGAAACGACAGAUCGGGGGAAUACCAUCGCGUUUCGACUUCCAAUUUGGACUUGGAGGUAAGUAGCGCGAUUCCGUCUGUUGGCAGCAAUAGCAAACGCAUAUCACAGUUUCACAUGAGAGACGGGCGGCGUGAUUCGGCAUGCGGGAACAAGUCGCUGAACGGUGUGCCUGGCGUAGAGCUUGUGCGACGAGAGAGCUAG